Messenger RNA from Carcharodon carcharias (great white shark), 6117 nucleotides. RefSeq names its product RUN and SH3 domain containing 2 (gene rusc2). The transcript has 16 exons. Gene Ontology annotation, molecular function: protein binding. The coding region runs from base 634 to 5406 and encodes 1590 amino acids. Lineage: Eukaryota; Metazoa; Chordata; Chondrichthyes; Lamniformes; Lamnidae. Gene Ontology annotation, cellular component: cytoplasmic vesicle. The record is from RefSeq and is a predicted model, not a curated record.
CUCAGGGAGACGGAGCGGUCGGACGGUGAGGCCGGUGAGCGGGGCUCGGGUUUACAGCGGGCCGGGGAGUGGGCUGCUGGAGCCCGGCUUGCCGUUGCUCCUCUUUCCCCUGUGAUGGCCUCCGGCCUCGGGGAGCCGCCAGUUGUUUAUUCGGGUUGAAUGCACUUCGUCCGAGUCCCGUGGAUCCAGCCUGUGAGCGGCUUCGUUCCUGAUAAACUGGGAUUAUUUAAAAGGUGAUCAAUUGGGAAAUGUUGAUGUACAAAGGGACUCAGGUGUCCUUGUACACCAAUCACUGAAAGCAAACGUGCAAUUGCAGAAAACAAUUAGCAAGGCAAAUGAUACAAACUGAUCUGCUUUAUUACAACGAUGUAGCAUUGGAACCCCUAGCUGGGAGAUCAAAGGUUGAAUCCCAGUCUACAUUGAUACCUGCACUCCAGAGAUGUGAGUUCCGCAUGCCCUCAAGAAGCUGGUGGUGAUUAUCCUAUACACAUACUUGGACUGAUUUCUGCAAUCCCAUAGUCCCAAGUCGAUGAUCUACAUUUGCAGGUUUCUGAACCACAUGUUGCAGGCCACCAAUGUGGCCACAGGGGAUUCGCAAUGUUCUGUGCAACUUGACUGAUGACCUGAGACAUCAUGGAUAGCCCACCCAAACUGACGGGGGAAACGUUGAUUGUACAUCACAUUCCCCUCGUUCACUGCCAGGUCCCAGACAGAAAGUGCUGCAGCAUGGGCAAAAGACCAAACCCUUUCUACCAUACUGAUCUGGGAAUCACAAGGACUACAUCGCUGCCAGAGAAGGACCUGCUUCAAAAGGAAACAUUACUUUACAGCAGCUUAAUUCAGGCUUCCUGUUUACCUCCUGGGGCACCACGUGAAAUUGAAGGUAGAAUACCAAACUCGAAAGAAGUCAACAAUAGUGAACAGCACAAUUCGUUAAUUUUAAAUGAGAAUAAUGAUCAGGAAAGCUCCAAUAACAGUUCUUUUCAUCCUCAGAACAGCAACAUUAACAAUCCACCAUUUGUUCUGCAUGAACUGCCGUUUCACCUUCAUGGUGCUGAAAAUAAUACAAAGCAAUGGAGCCCCACCAUUAGACAAGGCACUGUUGAAGGUCAAGAGAAGCAAACACACAAAUGUGACGGGAAGAAGUCAAAUAGGACUAUCACGUCGAGACCAGCGUCAGCUGAGCUGAUGGAACUACCUAUAUGCAACUGUGCUCAUGAUAGCACAUCAACCUUAUUCUUUGAUUGCAAUCAAGGGUUGGAGAGCAGCCAAGAUGGAUUGUUCAGGAAGCAAAAUUUGCUAGAGAGCAGAAGAUGCAGCUGCUCCAGCUUAGAUUUACAACAAAGCAGAAGUUGUGUCUUUUCAGAUCAGUCUGAGACAGAUAAUCAACAUAUGACUUACAACAGUGACUCUUCAUGUAACAGUUCAGAUGGUGUACUGGUCAACUUUACAGCGAUCUACAAUAAAAUGAAAAGCCAGUCAAAGUCCAAUUUAAGUUCAGGUAACAUGUCCCAUGAUUCUUCAUACUGCAGUCACUCAGAUCUGGGUGCAUUCUACUUGGACCUACAAUCAUCACCUAAUGAGCCAAAGAAUGCAUGUGAGAUUCACAAUGGUGAUAGUGCCAUGCAAACCUGUCUAUGCCAUCAGCAGUGUUCACCAGCUGUUGAUGAUAACUGCAAUUCUUACCACCUACCAUGUGAAAACAUGCCCUGUUCUUCUGAAAAUUCGGAUUUUACUGCUUGUUUUCAAAGUCAAGCAAGACUAGUUGUUGCCACACAAAAUUAUUACAAAUUAGUAACUUGUGACCUAUCUUCUCAGUCUACACCAAGCCCAGCAGGGUCUUCAAUAACAAGCUGCUCAGAAGAUCACACAAAGAGUACAAGCCCUAGUCAACCUACAGAGUAUUAUCUCUUCCGGCAACCAGAAGAUAAGAAAAUUAACAUUGAUCAGUGUCUUCAGGAGAAACCAGCAGCGGACACUGCUGAAGAUCUCAUUGAAGGCCAAGUGUACGUGAAUGUUGCCUCAAAUACUUCUGGCAGGCAAAGAUCGAGAAGCUAUGAUCGCAGCUUGGAUAAGAGCCCAUCUCCUAGGUUGGGCUCAUUAGAACGCAUGUAUAGCUGCCCAGGCAAGCUAAGUGAUGGUCACACGGGAACAUCUCAGAGAUCACCACCAAGACGAGUAACCUCAUUUGCUGAAAUUGCUCGAACUAGAAAACGAAGUGGGAACUCUCCACCGCUGAAAACCAGUGGCGAUUCUUCCAUAGAGUUCUCUCCAAUUCUGGAAAAUCAAAAAGAAAAUAAUGUAUUUGUUUACAUGGAUGAGGACCAACACCAUAAUCUGCCUGGCAGGUCCUCUACAAGAACAGAUUUAACAACAACCUGUGAUGCGCCUUUUAUUCAUCGUUUCAACAACAAAAACAGUAAUGCAAGCGUGUAUGAUAGAGCUCACCUGGAAGGGUAUGGACCUUGUUACAGUGGAGAAGGUGGCAGGAAACUAGAACCAGUUAACGCAAUCCAUCAACAAAUGGAAAAGGAUGCAUCUUUUGACAGCAGAACUAAAACAGAAGGUGGCGGAUCAGAAGCUAAUGCAGUUAUUCGUUAUAGUAAGGAACAGCGCCCAACUACAUUGCCUAUUCAACCUUUUAUUCUUCACCAUCCAUUGAGCAAACAACUUCCCAGGGUUCGCCCAGUGCAAAAUCAUAGUGCAUCUUCUGUCUCAUAUAUGUACAGUAUUCCUAGUAGUCAGCUAACAACAAAUGAACAUUCAGGUUGUACAUCAAGUUCUUCUGGUGGUAUGGUGUCAUUGGAAAAUAUAGCGACAGUAGGCCAGUUACGGAAUGGAUUCAAAACAGAUGAGAAUGAGAAACAGGGAAACUCGUCUCCCAUAAAUGAGUACUGUUUACGGAGACCUGUACCGGAUGCAAUUAGGCCAUCACCAUUGGGCAGUUACUCACCAGUGAAAAACGAUGCACCCAUCUUGCAGAGUGGAGAUUCGUCAUCUUCUGCUGUCUCACUAGAAAGAAAUUAUGGAAGUCACCCUCCAAGAAGUAGAUCAUGCCCUUUAUCUGCUAACCUCCUUCCAGUACGAUCAUCCCCAGCAAAAGAUGUUGCUUCACUUAGCAAAAGCCACCUUCAACAGAUCAGAGAUGAAAGAAAGAGUCCCAAGGAAGCUCAGAAGAAAGAGCAAGGAUACUUUCAAACUGCACAGAACUCCAGCUAUCGUUCCCAUCAAAUUGUGUUACCAACAUCAGCUAACGUAACAGCAAAUGGUGUGAGCAAUCAUCUGGAUCAUCAGAAGGAUAACAAGGGCAGAGGUGGAAAAGCCGCACUACUUAACCAUGUGGCAUCAGGCUUCACUGCUGCUAAUCACAUUACACCUCUGGCAUUGAAAUGGAGGGAAUAUCGUAGAAGAAAUCCCCUUGGUCAUGACCGUAUAACAGGAUUUGGCUGUAAUUUGGUGCCUAAACAGUCAGGUCCCGGAAUGAUCAAGAAGAAUACAUAUCUGGAAUUUUCCGGCACAAGUGGUGUCAGCCAUAUUCGCACAAGGCUAUAUGGCCAAUCUGUGAAGCAACUUCAGAACUAUUACAGUGAUUUCUUUCCGGAUUAUUUUUCACUGGCUGAGAAACCCCCUGCUGAGUUCUGUUUAUCACCUGAUGGAGCCACAGAAAGUAUCUCCAUAGAUUUGCUGCAGAAGAAGGGUCUUGUUAAGGCGGUGAACACUGCUGUUGAUCUAAUUGUAGCACACUUUGGAACAAGUAGAGAUCCUGGCGUAAAGGCCAAGCUUGGGAACAGUUCAGUCAGUCCCAAUGUGGGCCACCUUGUACUUAAGUACCUGUGCCCAGCAAUGAAAAAUGUACUUCAAGAUGGGUUGAAGGCAUACAUUCUGGAUAUGAUCAUAGGACAAAGGAAAAAUUUGCCAUGGACUGUGAUUGAGGCUUCCACCCAGCUUGGUCCUUCUACCAAGGCACUUAACAAUCUUUUUUGCAAAAUAAGUCAGUACUCUGAGUUAACAAGCCACAGCACGAGAUUUAAUGCGUUCAUCUUUGGCCUUCUGAAUAUCAGAUCCUUGGAGUUUUGGUUUAAUCACUUGUAUAAUCAUGAAGAUAUUAUCGGAGUUCACUAUCUGUCCACUGGUUUCCUAGCACUGUCGCACAGUGUUUGCCAACCACUAUUUGAAGAGCUCCUUCUUUUAUUGCAGCCUCUUUCGCUACUGCCCUUUGAUUUAGAUUUAAUGUUUGAACACCAUGUUAUCCAAAUGACUAAGGAGCAACAGAAGAAGAAGGAACAGCUCAAAGUCAAGCAGGAUCUCUUGCAAUCCGUGCACUCCACCUUCCAGCUCAUGAGAACCAAUGGCAGUAAUGAGAGUUUUGGACCUGAACAGAACAGAGGGGACAAAUCAGAAAGAAUUACACAAAAGGGGACAAUGACAAGAGAUGGAUCAGAUAAACAUAAUGGAGAAGUAGAAAGUAUGGAAAGAAUUAGAAAGGAGAAAGUGAGUGAGAUCAAAAAGGACAAGCAAGCAGGGUGGUGGUACCAGCUCAUGCAGAGCUCGCAGAUAUACAUUGAAGGUUCUUCAGAACAAUCAAAGUUUGUAAACUGGGAGAAGAGAAAGAAGCAAAGUACAGCUGUUGUACCUCCUCGAUUAAGUAUUGGUACAGAGAAAGGGUCACUUCGAGAUGGUUAUCCAGAAGGAGCAGAGAGUCAAUCUAUAUUUGAAUUACAAAAUUCUGACAUUUGCAGUGUGGUGUCCAGUCAGGCUGAGUCAAAUGAAGAGGCAGCAGCCACUAAGGAACUGUUAAAGAAAAUUCAGGCCGAGUAUUCUAAAAAUGAAUCCAAACCUUCUUGGAUGGGGAGUCCUCCAGAAUCUGUGCUACAUGAACUUAAACAUAGCAAGGUGAAUGAAAGCAUUGCUUCAAAUGAUCAUGAUGUGAAACCAGAAAGAAAGUCAAACAUGGAGCACAUUGAAGGAAAACAAGGAAUGUGGCUGGGCCGGUUGUUUGGUGCAAGUGUAAAUCAAACUAGGAAAGAAGAGUCACAGCUGGUUAAAUCACAGAAAAGCAGAUUACCUUCUGGCUGGCUAGGACUUGAUAGAUCAGUGUAUGAUCUAAUGGUGCAGACCAUGGGAACUGGAAAAUGGAGAGGUCCUCAGCACAUAGCAGAACAAAUCAACCCACAGUCUGGAGGUAGUCAGCCAGAAUCUCGAGAAAGAAAAGCUCAGCAUGAGCGAGAAGUGAAAGCACUUUGCCAUCACAUAGCAACUGAAAAAGGACAACUCAGCUUUAAAAAAGGUGACCUUCUGAGAGUGAUGUCAAAAGUGGAUGCUGACUGGCUGCUGUGUGGCCUUGGUGCUGAACAUGGAUUAGUACCCUUUACAUAUGUGACUCAUCCCGAAGAUGAAGAUUAUUGAUCCGAAUGCUCGAUAGACUGUGCAAUUUUAAUUGAGGUGGGUGGGGGAGGGAGAGGAAAAAGUAAAAAUUGUUGACUUCAAGAUUAAUUGAGCAGAAGCACUAAAUUGCCAAUAUUUCUUUGCUUAUUACUUAAUUUUUCAUUGAGUGCAUUCAGUAUACAAUUUAGAACCCCCAACGGAAUAGAAUAUAUUGCUCAUCAACUAAUUCUCAUUAUAGCAUUGGUGACUAUAAAGUAUGCAUGGCACACAAACAUCUGUUCUAAUUUUCACAUGCCUUUAGGAGUAAGCGACGUUAUAUUAACAGACUUCCAAUAAGUGGUACAGAACUAGGACAUAUAUGUUACAAUUUAUAUUAUUUAAUGUAUAUCAAAUUUUCAUUUUAAAUGGUGUAAAUCGCAUGAAUUUAUGAAGUACAAAUAACAGGCAGUAUUUCUGUUUGUGGAAGACAGUAUUGGUGCCUUGAUUGGAUCCUGUAGGAUGACUUAGCUGCCUACCUUUGCAUAGCCAUUCUACAAGAACGUUUAAUGUUUGAGGUAGCGUAGGAAUCAAUGAAAAUAUAACAAUUUGUAGUAAUAUAUACCUCUGGCUUGUAUAUAUGCAGUCGAAGAAGGUACGCCACAUUUAGUUUUAUUUACAGACAUUCUUUCAAUGUGUAUUGUAUUAUUUAUUUAUUUUGCAUAUUAAUAAAAGUGCUGAAAUGAUGACUUGCAA